AUGGGCAGCAAGGAAGAUGCAGGCAAGGGGUGUCCGGCGGCCGGCGGCGUCUCCAGCUUCACCAUUCAGUCCAUCCUGGGCGGGGGCCCCUCGGAGGUGCCACGAGAGCCCGCCGGCUGGCCGGCCAGGAAGCGCAGCCUGUCCGUGUCCUCGGAGGAGGAGGAGCCGGACGACGGCUGGAAGGCACCUGCCUGCUUCUGCCCAGACCCGCACGGCCCCAAGGAGCCGGGCCCCAAGCAUCACCCCCCCAUCCCCUUUCCUUGCCUGGGUACCCCCAAGGGCAGCGGAGGCGCGGGGCCGACGAGCUCGGAGCGCACGCCUUUCCUCUCCCCGUCACACCCGGACUUUAAGGAAGAAAAAGAGCGGCUGCUGCCCGCGGGCUCGCCGUCGCCGGGGCCCGAGCGGCCGCGGGACGGCGGCGCCGAGCGGCAGGCGGGCGCCAAGAAGAAGACGCGCACGGUCUUCUCGCGCAGCCAGGUGUACCAGCUCGAGUCCACCUUCGACAUGAAGCGCUACCUGAGCAGCUCGGAGCGCGCCUGCCUCGCCUCCAGCCUGCAGCUCACCGAGACCCAGGUCAAGACUUGGUUCCAGAACCGCCGCAACAAGUGGAAGCGGCAGCUCUCGGCCGAGCUGGAGGCGGCCAACAUGGCGCACGCGUCGGCGCAGACUCUGGUGGGAAUGCCGCUGGUGUUCCGGGACAGCUCGCUGCUGCGCGUGCCGGUGCCGCGCUCGCUCGCCUUCCCCGCGCCGCUCUACUACCCCGGCAGCAACCUCUCGGCCUUACCUCUCUACAACCUCUACAACAAGCUCGACUACUGA
Messenger RNA from Neogale vison (American mink), 819 nucleotides. It is a transcript of the gene HMX2, whose product is annotated as H6 family homeobox 2. The coding region runs from base 1 to 819 and encodes 272 amino acids. The record is from RefSeq and is a predicted model, not a curated record. The transcript has 2 exons. Gene Ontology annotation, biological process: regulation of transcription by RNA polymerase II. Gene Ontology annotation, cellular component: nucleus. NCBI's taxonomy places the organism in Eukaryota, Metazoa, Chordata, Mammalia, Carnivora, Mustelidae. Gene Ontology annotation, molecular function: DNA-binding transcription factor activity, RNA polymerase II-specific; RNA polymerase II transcription regulatory region sequence-specific DNA binding.